Molecule: messenger RNA, 309 nt
Organism: Hypoxylon fragiforme
Lineage: Eukaryota; Fungi; Ascomycota; Sordariomycetes; Xylariales; Hypoxylaceae
Exons: 2
Coding region: 1-309 (102 amino acids)
Source: RefSeq, a predicted model, not a curated record
AUGCCCAACCCCUCCCACUCCGGCGGCGGCGGCGGCCAGAACUUGCCCCCCUUCGACGUGAACCGCUACACGGGCACGUCCGCGCGCGCCAACAACGGCCAGAAGCUGCAGCCGAUGUGCGCUAAUAACCCUCCCGGCAAGGGCCCCAAGCUGAAGACCCUGGAGCCGCCGCCGAUGGAGCUGCGGACUGUUAAGAUCUAUGCGCUGCCCAACCACAUCAUGGCCACCUUGGCAACCGAGCACCCCUGGGUCAGGGGCAACCAGGGCCAGGAACUUGCGGAUGAUACCCCCAGGACUAUCUGGCCAUGA